Messenger RNA from Cutaneotrichosporon oleaginosum, 2112 nucleotides. RefSeq lists its product as uncharacterized. NCBI's taxonomy places the organism in Eukaryota, Fungi, Basidiomycota, Tremellomycetes, Trichosporonales, Trichosporonaceae. The record is from RefSeq and is a predicted model, not a curated record. Gene Ontology annotation, molecular function: propionate-CoA ligase activity.
AUGUACUUCCCCGAGCAGCGCCACCUCCAGGACGACGUCCACAAGGAGUCGCUCCAAAACCCCGAGGAGUUCUGGAUGCACCAGGCUGAGCAGCUGCACUGGCACAAGAAGCCCGAGCGCGCCAUCAAGAUGGGCAAGCGCAAGCUGAAGAGCGGCAAGAGCCACACCAGCUGGGAGUGGUUCCCUGGAGGCGAGAUCAGCACCUGCUUCAACGCUGUUGACCGUCACGUCAACGCUGGCCGCGGCACCUGGCCCGCCAUCCACUACGACUCGCCCGUCACCAAGACCAAGCGCACCAUCACCUACGCCAACCUCCUCGAGGACGUCGAGGUGACCGCUGGCUUCCUGCGUGAGGAGGGUGUCAAGAAGGGUGACGUUGUUCUCGUUUACAUGCCCCAGAUCCCUGCCGCCAUCACCGCCAUCCUCGCCGCCAACCGUCUCGGUGCCGCGCACUGCGUGGUCUUCGGCGGCUUCUCCGGCUCGGCUCUCGGCCAGCGCAUCGACGCCGUCCAGCCCGACGUCAUCCUCACCGCUUCGUGCGGUAUCGACGGCACCAAGGCGCCCAUCCCCUACGGCCCCCUCGUCCACGAGGGCAUCAAGGCGGCCAAGUACAAGCCCAAGCGUGUCAUCGUCUACCAGCGUGAGCAGGUCCCAUGGGUCAUCGACGAGGUCCGCGGCGAGCGCAGCUGGCAGAACCUCUGGCUCAGCGCCAAGGCCCGUGGCGUCCGCGCCGAGGCCGUCCCCGUCGCCUCCACCGACCCCUGCUACAUCUCGCACACCUCGGGCACAACCGGCACGCCCAAGGGUGUCGUGCGUGACUCGGGUGGCCACGCCGUCGGCCUCCACCUCUCGGUCGCCAUGGUGUUCGGUGUCCCCGGUCCCGGCGGCUGCAUCUUCGCCGCAUCCGACAUCGGAUGGGUCCUCGGCCACGCCUUCAUCAUGAUGGCGCCCCUCCUCGCCGGUGCCGCCACUGUCCUGUACGAGGGCAAGCCCAUCGGCACACCCGAUGCCUCGGCCUUCUGGCGCAUCAUCGAGGAGUACGACGUCACUAUGCUGUACUGUGCCCCCACCGCGCUCCGCGCCAUCAAGCGCGAUGAUCCCGACGCCCGCUACAUGUCAAAGUACGGCGAGAAGGGCGGCCUGCGUUCCCUCAAGGGUCUCUUCCUCGCCGGCGAGCGCUCCGAGCCGUCGCUCAUCGUGGAGUACCAGGAGUUCCUCAACCAGUGGGCUGCCCCCGGCGCCCAGGUCAUCGACAACUGGUGGUCGACCGAGGUCGGCUCGCCCAUCACCUCGCGUACGCUCAUGCCCCACGCCGGCUUUGACCGUACUACCAAGAUCGACAACCACCCGCCUGCCCUCCUCAAGCCCGGAUCUGCUGGCAAGGCCAUGCCCGGCUACAACAUCCAGAUUGUCGACGACGACGGCAAGCCCGUCCCCGCCGGCGAGAUGGGCAACAUCGUUCUCGGCCUGCCUCUCCCUCCCACUGCCUUCCGCACUCUGUGGCAGGACGACGAGCGCUUCUACAAGGGGUACCUGGAGCGCUUCGGCGGCGAGCUCAUGGACACGGGUGACGCCGGCUACAUCGACAAGGACGGUUACGUGCACGUCAUGGCGCGCAACGACGACGUGCUCAACGUCUCCGCACACCGCCUCUCGUCCGCCGCGAUCGAGCAGGCGCUCGCAUCGCACCCUCUCGUCGCCGAGGGCUGUGUCGUUGCCAUCCCGGAUGCGCUCAAGGGCGAGCUCCCCUUCGCCUUCGUCACCCUCGCCGUGCCCGACCACCCGACCUCGGCCAUCCCCGACGCCAAUCUCCAGAAGGAGUUGCAGAGCCUCGUGCGCUCGGGCGUCGGCGCCAUCGCCUCCCUCGGCGGCGUCAUCCAGGGCUCGGGGAUGAUCCCCAAGACGCGCUCCGGCAAGACGCUGCGCCGCGUGCUGCGCGAGCUCCUUGCCAACGCGGCCGAGGGCGACUUUGACGCGCCCGUCACUGUCCCCUCUACCGUGGAGGACAUCAACGCCGUUGAAGUCGCGCGCGAGAAGAUCCGCGAGUACUUCAAGGUCAAGGGCGCCGCACACAAGGCCGUGCACACGCGCACGCCGCGCGCGCGCCUGUAA